Molecule: messenger RNA, 276 nt
Organism: Haemonchus placei
Lineage: Eukaryota; Metazoa; Nematoda; Chromadorea; Rhabditida; Trichostrongylidae
Source: the annotation of a GenBank genome assembly
UUUUUUUUUGAUAUUUAUCCAAAAUCAUUAAAAUUACUAUUACUAAAUUAUCAAAUUAUCCUAAUUAUUCUAUUUCGAAGGUUGAACAUUAUGGUUACACUGAGUCCCAUAUCCUUUCAGGUUUCGGUUCGAGACGAAGCAUUGCAAGAGAAGAAUUCUUACUUUAUCAAGACCUAUGUGAUACUGUUUUGUAUGAGUGCUAUUAUUGUCGGCAUCGUUCAAGUGGCUCUCGUCCGAAGAAUGUUCCGAGUCGACACAUCACGUAUUCGAAUCUAG